AUGGACUAUGAAAAUCAAAUUAUUUUAAAUUCUGAAAUUAAAAUAAAAAAUAAAAAGGAGGAAAAUGGGAUAAUAUAUGAAGAGGUAGAUAAAGUAGAGGGUGAAGCAAAUUAUGAUCUUCUAAUAAAUUGGCCCCAAAAAAAAUUCGGAAAAAUUGUAAAUACAACUGCGCAUCAAAAGUCAAUAAAUGGAAAUAAAAAUUGUUUAGAACUUGAGAAAAAAACAAAUAAUAAUAAUAAUAUAACAAAUGAUCCAUCAUUUGACAUAAGUGUUUAUAUUAUAAAUAAAAGUAUAAGAAAUGUUAAGAAAUGUAUAAACAAUCUUAAAAAAAUAAUUAAUAAUUAUUAUGAAUCAGAAUGUGAAAACUUAUAUAAUGAUUUAAAAAGUGAAUGUAGCAGCAUCGUUAAAACAAUGAGUAACUUUGGAGACGUAGAAAUUUCCGACGAAAAAAGUAAUGGUGAAAACAGCUGUUCAGAAAAUAUAGACAAAACAAAUAUUGAGGUAUUAAUUCAAGCCGUAAUUAAUAAAAAAAAAGAAGAAAAAAAAUUUACAACAUUAGACAUUAUUGAUGAAUGCUUAUCUAUAGGAAAAAUUUAUAAUAAAAGAAAUAAAAUCAAUGAUAUAAUUAAUAAUAGUAUAAAUACUGUAACAGAUCAACAAAAUUUAUUAUAUUCCCAACAUUCUGGAAAUAUAAAUUCUAAAUUUUGUAAUAUAGAGAACAUGACAAUUUUAAAUAACAAAACGGAUAUUAACAAUUCGUUAAAUAUAAAUGAACUAGAUUUUCAAAAAUGUGUAGAAGAUAUUUCAAUGUCAUCAAAUGUUAUGCCGAUUUUGUAUAAAGACAAAAUUAAUAAUAAUUCUCUAAAUAAGCUCGGGGGAAAAUAUAAAUAUAUUAUCCCCGAUUCGUGUAACCCUAUAAAUUAUAAUUUAUCAAAAAACAAAAACGAUUUAAAUAUUGAAAAAAAUACAUCGAUUUUACCCGAAUAUUUAUACACAAGCGAAAAAACUGAAGGUAAUAAUGAAUCAACAAAUAAACAUUUGAAUUUAAAAAAGUCGGAAAUAUGUGAAAAUUAUAAAAUUACGGAUUACCUGGAAAAAAUUAAGGGAUUUAUAAAAAUUGGAAAAGGAGAUCUAUCAUAUGAUAAUACAGGAAUUUUUUUAAAAAGAAAAAAAAAACUAACAGCUUUAUUAAGGCCUAAAAAAAGGAUUAGUUAUUUUGUAUUACACAUGCUAUUAUUUUUUUCCUAUGCUAUUUUGGGAUUUUCAUUUAUAUUUAUAAAGCGGAUUAUUUAUAAAAUAUUUUUCGAUCAAGAUUUGUGA
This is a messenger RNA of Plasmodium berghei ANKA, 1320 nucleotides long. RefSeq names its product conserved Plasmodium protein, unknown function. The record is from RefSeq and is a predicted model, not a curated record. Bases 1 to 1320 code for a protein of 439 amino acids. Lineage: Eukaryota; Apicomplexa; Aconoidasida; Haemosporida; Plasmodiidae. The transcript has 3 exons.